Messenger RNA from Topomyia yanbarensis, 3136 nucleotides. RefSeq lists its product as uncharacterized. Lineage: Eukaryota; Metazoa; Arthropoda; Insecta; Diptera; Culicidae. The record is from RefSeq and is a predicted model, not a curated record. The transcript has 2 exons. Bases 344 to 2773 code for a protein of 809 amino acids.
CGACCGUUGGCAAUCAACGAUUACAACAAAAACGAUUAAGUUAAAUUUCCCUUGAAAAAGGCCAUCAAAAACGGCCGAAACGUCGGGCAAUUUAUAAAACCAAUCGUUUGCCUAAAUAUUACCGACUGAGAAAGCCGUAAACACCUGUUGAAAUUCCCGUAUCCAGUCGUUACAACACCCAAACAUAACCUCAAUAUGGCUAACAUACAUAAUGGCUUCUUCAUGCUAAUUGACAACAACUUUGGUCACAGUACAGUACAGCUUUUCAAAACGUACGCACAGCUCAACACGAAAGCGAGUAAUAUGACCGCCCGCAAAGAUUUUUUGAUACAAUGUCGAAAAAAUGGGAGUUUUUCCGGCCCACAUAGUGAACUCACUACAGUGCAUUCACCCACUCCUCGAAGAACGGAGUCCAUACACACGCAAGCUUCAGAGAAUCAUUGACCGUUUUAAAAAAGCAAUUCUGAAUGUAGAAAUCCAACACACAUUCUACAAAAUUGAAUGUUUGAAACGUGAGCUAAGCAACAUACAGGAAAAUUUAACCCAUUCUACAAACAACGAUAUAGCUACACGGUUCAUUACCACUCAAAAUCUAUCUUUCGAAAACCGAAAGGAAUCACGGAAACGCAACACCCCCACCUGUAACGAUAAAGCCAUACUGAACGCCACUACAGCAACAGUUCCAAAAGAGAUUAUGACACUUCUCAGCCUCGGGCGCAAAUUCGCUCUGCCAAUCACAAACAUCAACCAGGUUCCCUUCUAUCAUGUACUAGCCGAUGUUGAAGCCAUCCUACGCGUGUCCCCAGACCAAGCAGUUCAAGAUCGCAAUAGGUGCCAGAUAGCAACACAAAUCCAGAACUACAUCUCCAAAACAAAGUACAAUCAAUACAAAACUCCGCUCCAAAGUUUCUGCCAAAAUGCAAUUACCACCACCACCAAAUUCCUCGCCCAGAACCAAAACAUCUGCAUGCUCGAAGCUGAUAAAGGCAACAGAACGGUCAUAAUGUACAAGCAGGAGUACGACCGCAAAAUGACAGCAUUACUAGACGAACCAGCGUACCAAGUCGUGUCCAAAGAUCCGACUCCAUCCAUCCAGAGACAACACAACAUGCUAAUCACCAGAUUACUCAACCUUAAACUAAUCGAUACAAAAACAUCAAUGCGUUUAAAAUCCAACGUAGCUGUUUGUCCACGCAUAUACGGGCAACCAAAGGCGCAUAAGGACAAUCUACCACUACGCCCCGUGGUUCCCAACAUUACUGCACCGACAUACCAACUAUCGAAGUACAUAGCCAACAUACUACAGAAAUCAUUCAACAGUGAGUACAAUAUUUCCGAUAGCUUCCAAUUCGUCGAGUACAUAAAACAGACCACCCUACCACCUAACUACGUCUUAGUCUCUUUCGAUGUGGUCUCACUGUUCACAAACAUACCCAUCGAGCUUGUUACCCAUGAUAUAAUCAUGGAAUGGAGCAAUAUACGAAAUUCAACUGACAUAAAUCUAGAUCUGUUUCUCGAACUAGUUGAAUUUUGCGUCAACAAUAGCUACUUUCGCUUUCGGGACAAAUACUACAAGCAAACGUUUGGUACCGCCAUGGGCAGCCCCCUAUCGCCCAUUCUUGCCGAUAUUGUGAUGGAAAACCUACUAAAAACCGUAACCAGAAAACUACCAUUCGCCGUUCCCAUCAUCCGCAAAUACGUCGAUGAUCUCUUUAUGGCUCUCCCAAAAGAUCAAAUACCAACUACGCUCGACACCUUCAACGCAUACAAUCCACACCUGCAAUUCACGAAAGAAGUCGAAUCCAACAACCAACUUCCAUUCCUAGAUACAAUUAUCACCAGUAAGUUCGACCAAUCUCUAUCCUCCCAAUGGUACGCAAAACCGAUAGCAUCAGGUCGCCUCCUCAACUAUCAUUCACUCCACCCUCUAUCCAUGAAAAUGAACGUGGCCAAAAACUUUAUUGAAAGAGUCUUCCACCUGUCAACGGAGGACACCACCAAUGUUCAACAAAACAUCAUCUUCCAACAGCUCCGCAGAAACAAUUAUCCGUCAUCACUCAUCAAUAGACUCAUUCAUCGUAGCAAAAACGCACACCGCACUAUUAAUAUCACCGACUCAUCCGUUGCUAGCAUUCACAAUGUAAACAAAACACCAAGUAACACAGCUCACAGCUCAGAUGCAACACAGAUCACCCAGGUUUAUCGAUCACUGCCACACAUUCCAUCACUCAGCCCUUCAAUAACCAACUUGCUUAAAACGGAUUAUCCAAAUGUAAAAAUAACACCUAGGCCUCUCAAUGCAAUAUCGGGGCUACUACAAAGCAUGAAGGAUCCUAUAGAUCCUCUACUGCACUCGAACAUUAUCUACAGACUGCCUUGUGACUCCUGCCCGAUGUGCUAUAUUGGUAUGACCCGCAAUCAGUUGAAAACACGGCUGUAUGGCCACAAAACCAAUAUCAACCAAUACCAACGACUGAAAGAGGAUGGUGCGACAAACAGUGAUGAGCGGAUGAUCAGUCUUGGAGAGAAAACUGCUCUCAUCGAACACAUGGUCAAACACAACCACACGUUCGAUCUCACGAAAGCAAAAAUCGUAGACAGAACCUAUCGACCGAUGGCUCUACCUAUUCUUGAAAUGUGCCACAUCACAAACACAGCUAACACUGUGAACCAUCGCACCGACGUAGACGGACUCAACACGAUUUACGCAGGCAUUCUACACACUCUCAAAACGACCAACACUCGCAGAAACAGAACCCCACACCUUGGCUAAAAAAUUGACACUUCUUUUGGCUCACGAUGAAUAUCCAAUACACACACCUCUACUGUUGGCUCAUCAUCAACAAACCAAACGCUAAAUUCGAAUCGUGUAGAUCCAGAGCUCCAUGACCCGUUGUGCUACUAAAUGGUUUUUCUCGCACAAAAUCACCAUUAAGCCACAGAAAUUCGUGCAAUACCACCCGACAUCCGACCGUUGGCAAUCAACGAUUACAACAAAAACGAUUAAGUUAAAGUGAGUUCCCAAUGCGCUACAUGUUUUAUGUUUUCAUAUCUUCUUUUGUAUUUUGUUGUCUUGUGUAUUUGCAUUUUAUUUUUUAACUCUCUGACAUAAUAAAAAUUCCAGUUUCCCUUGAAA